Messenger RNA from Papilio machaon (common yellow swallowtail), 2249 nucleotides. RefSeq names its product sodium-dependent nutrient amino acid transporter 1-like. Gene Ontology annotation, molecular function: L-amino acid transmembrane transporter activity. NCBI's taxonomy places the organism in Eukaryota, Metazoa, Arthropoda, Insecta, Lepidoptera, Papilionidae. Bases 211 to 2118 code for a protein of 635 amino acids. Gene Ontology annotation, biological process: sodium ion transmembrane transport. Gene Ontology annotation, cellular component: membrane. The transcript has 14 exons. The record is from RefSeq and is a predicted model, not a curated record.
GUGCAGUGCACGGACGUUUUGAAUUCGAUAACUUUUGUAUAAAUUAAUCGAAGAAAAGAACAAAUGCUUCACUCGCUUGCCGUUUUUGGCGCGAGUAAGAAGAACAUCCAACAAAUUAAUAUCUAUAAUAUUUACUCUAUAAAAUUUCUUCAUGUAAUUUUUUUGUGAAUAUCAAGUUAAUUAUUAGAAGAAUUUAGGAUUGUUGAGAACAUGAGUGAAAAUCAAAUGAACGAGGGAUUUGAUCCCAGUCCUGAAAUGUUACCGCCGGUCACAAACGGCUUUGACAAGAAGAGUAUGACGGCGGUACCUGAUAAAAUGAAUAAACCGAUAGAAGAAGGAAAAGAAAAAGUGGAUGUGGAAGAUGAUCAACCAGAGAGAGCUAUGUGGGGCAACCAGCUGGAGUUCCUCAUGUCUUGUAUCGCAACUUCAGUGGGGCUGGGCAACGUGUGGCGGUUUCCAUUCGUCGCGUACCAAAACGGCGGUGGAGCGUUUCUAAUUCCCUACAUCAUUGUGCUCAUCCUAAUCGGCAAACCGAUGUACUACUUAGAGGGCGUGCUAGGACAGUUUAGCUCAAGAAAUUCUAUCAAAAUUUGGUCAAUGACGCCGGCUAUGAAAGGUACCGGAUACGCUCAAGCACUGGGAUGUGGAUACAUUCUGUCGUACUAUGUGUCCAUCAUAGCUCUAUGUUUGUACUAUCUGUCAAUGAGUUUUCAAUCUACUCUACCUUGGGCCACCUGUGACCCUGAAUGGUCGAACUGCGUGCCAUCAGAAUUGACAGAGAAUGUUGUUCUAACGGAAGAUUCGAAGAGCAGCGCCGAAUUAUAUUUUAUAAAAACUGUACUUCAGCAAAGUGACGGAAUCGAAGGUGGACUAGGUGCUCCUAUAUGGUACUUGACGCUAUGCCUCCUUGCAUCGUGGGUCAUCAUCUUUUUGAUCGUGGCUCGCGGAGUGAAGAGCUCAGGGAAGGCUGCCUACUUCCUUGCUCUCUUCCCUUACGUCGUCAUGAUCAUUCUUCUCAUCAGUACCUCAAUCCUUCCUGGAGCGGGCAAUGGUAUAUUGUUUUUCAUAACUCCGCAAUGGGACAAACUUCUUGAGCUCGAUGUGUGGUAUGCAGCAGUGACUCAAGUAUUCUUCUCGUUAUCUGUGUGCACUGGAGCUAUCAUUAUGUUCUCUUCUUAUAACGGAUUCAGACAAAAUGUAUACAGAGACGCUAUGAUUGUCACAACCCUGGACACAUUCACUAGUUUGCUCUCAGGUAUAACAAUUUUCGGCAUCCUCGGCAACCUGGCGUACGUACUGAACCAAGAAGUGAAAGACGUGGUCGGCUCGGCAGGCACGGGCCUGGCUUUCAUAUCAUACCCUGAUGCUAUUGCUAAAACUUUCCAACCACAAUUAUUCUCAGUGCUGUUCUUCCUGAUGAUGACAGUUUUGGGCGUGGGGUCCGCAGUGGCGCUCUUGUCGACCAUCAACACGGUGCUGCUCGACUCCUUCCCACGAGUUCCCACCAUCAUUAUGUCGGCCCUCAGUUGCUCCGGCGGAUUCCUUAUCGGUCUCGUCUAUGUUACACCGGGUGGCCAGUACAUAUUGGAAAUGGUCGACCAUUACGGUGGCACAUUCCUUAUUUUGUUCUGUGCAAUUGCUGAAGUUAUCGGCGUCUUCUGGUUCUAUGGUCUUGAAAACUUAUGUCUUGACAUUGAGUUCAUGUUGGGCAUCAAGACAUCUGUGUACUGGAGAUUCUGUUGGGGUCUGAUCACGCCCGCAAUGAUGUUAGUCGUAUUCGUGUACGCGCUGGCGACGAGCAACGAACUUGUCUUUGGUGUUGAUUACUACUAUCCCGUUGCUGGCACUGUUGCUGGUUACCUCAUGCUGUUUGUCGGCGUCGCUUUUGUUCCUAUCGGCAUAGCCGCAGUUAUGUUCAAGAACAGGACUGGAAACUUCGUUGAAACAUUGAAGCAAUCGUUCCGUCCCAAAUCGACAUGGGGUCCCCGGUCUACUAUAACCCGAAACGAAUGGGCCCUGUUCAAGAAAGACGCGAUGGCCGAGCGCGAGAACUUGCAAGUCAGCUGGCUCACUCAUAUCUGGCUCAGUCUUUCGAAAGGCUAUCAAAGACGGCUCUAGUUUUAAUUUAAUGUAAGCCUAACUUUAAGAGAUGAUUGUUAAAGUAUUGAAAGGGCCUUUUCUCUGUUAUUAUAAAUCAAUUGAAGUGAAGUAUGAAGAGUUCUUAAAUGAUUAAAAACAGACUAUUAAUU